Molecule: messenger RNA, 1248 nt
Organism: Benincasa hispida (wax gourd)
Lineage: Eukaryota; Viridiplantae; Streptophyta; Magnoliopsida; Cucurbitales; Cucurbitaceae
Source: RefSeq, a predicted model, not a curated record
GCGUUCGGCAUUGAAGAGUUGGAGAUUUUUCAAAAUGAGAUAUGAAUUAGGAAGACGAUUUUAGAUUUUUUUUACUCCACAGGCUAAGGUUGAGCUAUGAACCAAUCAUCCGUUGCAUCUUCAUAACCGAUUUCAGCCACUGCAACUUCGAAGCUUCACAAUCUUCCUCUUCUUCCUCCUUCAAUUGCUUUGAUUCAUUUCCUGGGUAAUCUCUGUAAUCUUAGAGCUUUCAGCUGUAAUCACUCUUAUUCUAAUACGUGACAAGCGUUCCGGUUUGUCCUCAUAAAAUCGGCAAUUGGCGCGGGAAUGGCUGUUUUUACUCAUGGAUGCUCCAAUUCCAGAAUUUUCUGUGAAAGGGAGGGGACCUUGUUUUUAGGUAUUUCGGCUGCUCCAGUUUUGCCACAGAGGGCGAGAGUUUACGGACAUUUUGCGAGAGAAAGAGGAACUAGUCGACGGUUGUCAAAAAAGGAACAACUUGAUUUCCCAAGGAAAGGAUUCUUUGCCACAAGGAAAGUUGUCCUCACAGUCCCUAGGGACAGUAGCUCUUCAAACACAAGCACCAGCAAGGAAGAUCCUACAAAUCAAUCUGAGCGAACACCUUUUGGUUACACGAGGAAAGAUGUUUUAUUAAUUGGUUUAGGUGUCACAGUUCUUGGAUUUGGAUUGAAAACUGGAUUAGAGUAUGCUGGGUAUGAUCCUAUGCAAGCAGGUAACGUCGUUCAGCUUGUUCUGGUUUUGGGUUUAACUCUAGGAUGGAUUUCCACGUACAUGUUCAGAGUUUCAAGCAAGGAUAUGACAUAUGCUCAACAACUACGUGACUAUGAAGACAAAGUCAUGCAGAAACGCCUUGAAAGCCUUACAGAAGCAGAGCUCAUAGCAUUGCUCGAACAAGUCGAAGAAGAAAAGAGCCAAUCAGCUAGUGGCGAACAGGUUAAUUGAAGUCAUUUCUAUACCUAUUUAUUAGAUGUCUCGGACUAGAAAUUGAGGAGCAGAGCUUUGUGCAUAUGGUAUUCUAAUGGGGCAGUGUAGAAUUAGUUUCUGUUGUUUAAAUAAUGCACAUUUUCGAUAGCUGUAAGAAAAUAUAGAACAUUGUACUCUAUUCUCUCAGGGCAUUGAAUCAGAACUACCUGAUGAUGAAUCUUCUUUCUAUAACAGUUAUAAGGAACUGAAAUUGUAAUAUAGAGAUGUAAAACAUUGAGAAUAAGGAUUAAAUCUUUAGCAUAUGUAAGUUUAAAAGCUUGGGAACUA